AUGGCCGAAAACGCAGCAAAGCGCCUCAAGACAGAGAACGGCGUGGUUGCCAUUGGCACCCACAAUGGCCACUUCCACGCGGACGAGGCGCUGGCAGUCUACAUGCUGCGAACCCACAUCCCAACGUACUCGGGCGCAAAGCUCGUGCGCACGCGCGACCCGAAGCUGCUGGACGAGUGCCACACCGUUGUCGACGUCGGCGGCGAGUACGAUCCUGCCCGCAACCGCUACGAUCAUCACCAGCGGUCCUUCGGCACCUUCUUCCCCGGCCGCCCGACCAAGCUGAGCAGCGCUGGGCUGGUGUACAUGCACUUCGGGCGCGAGAUCAUUGCGCGCCGCUUGGCGCAGCCCCAGGAGAGCGAGCAGGUCGACAUGGUGUGGCGCAAGAUCUACGAGAGCUUCAUCGAGGCGCUGGAUGCGCAUGACAACGGCAUCAAUGUCUACGACUCAGCGGCGCUCGCGGCGGCGGGGCUGCAGAAGAAGUUUUCCGACGGCGGGUUCACGCUCGGGGCUAUGGUCGGCCGGCUCAACCCCAAUUGGAACGACCCGAUGCCCGAGGAUCCGGUGGCGGCUCAGGAGGCCGAGGACAGGCGAUUCGAGCUGGCCAGCCAGCGCAUUGGUGAGGAGUUUGACCGCGAUCUGGACUACUUCACGCGGGCGUGGCUGCCCGCACGGGAGGUUGUUGCCGAGGCGUUUGCGGGGCGGGUUGAGUACGACAGCAAGGGCCGCAUUCUGGUGCUAAAACGGCAGUCGGCGCCUUGGAAGGACCACCUCUACAGCCUGGAGGAGCAGAAGCCCGAGGGCGGCCAGGUUCUCUACGUGCUCUACCCGGAGAAACCGGUCCCCGACGCCAAGUGGAGGAUCCAGUGUGUGCCGGUUGCCAAGGACUCGUUCGAGAGCAGGAAACCGCUGCCUGAGUCAUGGAGGGGAUUCCGUGAUGAGGAGUUGGAUGGGAUUUCCGGUGUGAGCGGCUCCGUUUUUGUGCAUGCUUCCGGCUUCAUCGGCGGCAACAAGAGCUUUGAGGGUGCGCUAGCCAUGGCGAAGAAAGCGCUCGAGAUGUAA
This is a messenger RNA of Chaetomium strumarium, 1062 nucleotides long. RefSeq names its product metal-dependent protein hydrolase. Lineage: Eukaryota; Fungi; Ascomycota; Sordariomycetes; Sordariales; Chaetomiaceae. Bases 1 to 1062 code for a protein of 353 amino acids. Gene Ontology annotation, cellular component: cytoplasm; nucleus. The record is from RefSeq and is a predicted model, not a curated record. The transcript has a single exon.